Molecule: messenger RNA, 1462 nt
Organism: Chara braunii
Lineage: Eukaryota; Viridiplantae; Streptophyta; Charophyceae; Charales; Characeae
Source: the annotation of a GenBank genome assembly
GACUAAGUACAGGACCAUCUUCAGCAGGCUCUUCUCCUGCCACUUUGCCGAAUGUGAUGGACAUCUCCUCAAGGUCUGUCAGCCUUCUGUUGCCGUUUUCCCCGGAGACGACCUGUGUUAUUUCUAGCGUGGAGAUCUUGCCCUGUCGAGGGCCGCGAUUUUAUGUUCCAUGCCACCCGUUGGAGGGAGCGGCUCACUGCUACAUGCAGGAGGGAUUGGCGGACUCUUGCCCGGUGACAUUGACGGGCUUCGAACCUGCUACGGCGGACAGGUGGGCCGAAAUGACUGUGAAGAUGGACAAGAAUGGAGUUGUGUCCGCAGUAGCCCGCAGCUGGUUCUCAGCCAAAAAAGUGGACGUCGUGAUCAACGCUGCGUGCUGUCGGCAGCUCACGAGCGAGGAGAUCUCGGCGAUCCAGAAAGACAUGGAAGAGUACAAAACCUGGGAGGAGGAUAGGAAGAGGAGGAAAGAGGCUUGGAAUGAGCUGCACACGUACGCUUCMGAGUUCGUUCAUCGAAGCCUCACCAAGCUGAGGCGCAAAGUGCAUAACGUCAUGAAUCAACUGUCAGACGUGAAGGCUUGGCUGGGGACGUUGAGUGGUAGUCCCCCACCUGUUCCCCAUUUCCGUUCUAGGAUGAGGAAGCUUAAGGUUUCGCUUGCGACACGCAAGUUCACAGUCAUCGGAGUCUUGAAUCCUACGGGUUGGUGUCGAUCGUGUUUCCUUAAGCCACUUGGUGAUAUUGCGAGCAGCCUGAGCUCCGCUCUUGCCGACGCCGAUGACGUGUGUGAGGUGAUUAUCUCAACGACGAAAGAUCGCUUUGGACAUGUUUACCCGGCAUGCAAAUCAUCGUGGAAGGUUGGACUUAACGUUUGUCCAAUCUGCAAAGUCGGAGCUGCAGGUUGGGAGAGGGUGAGAGGGUUCUCCACCCCGGUGGUCGUAGCAUGGAGGUGCGUCCACUGCUUUCCGGAGCGGAAUGCGUCCCACGAGGACAUCGGGAUCGCGGCAGGGCCUUUCGUGCUGGCAGGGCUGACCGUCGUGGUGUGCRUCCGUGAGASAUCGGUUGAUAAGCAGUCRGGAUCCYGGCCACUGCUUCAGCAGAUCGAGGCCAUACAUGCUCGCAUUGAUGGGAAAUGGACGAACGUCAUCRUUGCGUACAAGCCAAUGUGGCCUACCCAACGGAGCUCUGCGGAAAGAGUUGCAGAUGCGGCAGCGUCGCACGAGAUUAUUCGAAGCUGGAUGGCUGACAAUGUCAACGAGRAGACUGCGGCUCGAAUCCGCAUCAUUUAUGCGGGGUACGUUACUCGAGACAGCUGGCAUGCGCUGGCCGAGACGCUCGAUGUGGAUGGAUUUCUCAUUGAUCUGCAGGACACCAAGGUUGAUUUCGUACACAUCGUGAAAUCCGUAGUACAGGAGUCACGAGGAGGAGGAGGAGGAGGAGGAGAGCAAGCGCGGAAGUAAUAGAC